UAUCAGACCUGCUCCAACCUCCUCCCAGAGCCAGCAGAGCAGCAGAGGCAGUGGCAGUGGGAGAGGCAGGAGCAGCAGGGCAGCAGAGCUGGAUUGGGGUGUUGAGUCCGGGCUGAGUGGGGGUCAGGCCGUUGCUCUUAGUCCUAGUGCCUGCUGGGGGCGCUCUGCCCAGAACUCCGGGCAGGGGGGACAGGGCAAGGUGCCACCUUAGUCUGGCUGGUGAGGCAGAUGAUGAGUGAUGGGGCAGGCAUGCGGCCACUCCAUCCUCUGCAGGAGCCAGCAGUACCCGGCAGCGCGACCGGCUGAGCCGCGGGGCCAGCAGGUCUUCCUCAAGCCGGACGAGCCGCCGCCGCCGCAACCAUGCGCCGACAGCCUGCAGGAUGCUUUGCUGAGCCUGGGCUCUGUCAUCGACAUUGCGGGCCUGAGAUGGGCUGUCAAGGAGGCCCUGUCAGCUGUGCUCCCCAGAGUGGAGAUUGUCUACACCUACCUGCUGGAUGGGGAGUCCAGGCUGGUGUGUGAGGACCCCCCCCAUGAGCUGCCCCAGGAGGGGAAAGUCCGAGAGGCUGUGAUCUCCCGGAAGCGGCUGGGCUGCAAUGGGCUAGGCCCCUCGGACCUGCCAGGGAAGGCUUUGGCCAGGCUGGUGGCUCCACUGGCUCCUGACACCCAAGUGCUGGUCAUACCACUGGUGGACAAGGAGGCCGGGGCUGUGGCAGCUGUCAUCUUGGUGCACUGUGCCCAGCUGAGUGACAGUGAGGAGUGCAGCCUGCGGGCAGUGGAGAAGCAUACCCUGGUGGCCCUGCGGAGGGUGCAGGCCGUGCAGCAGCGCGGGCCGGGCGAGGCUCCCAGAGCCGUCCAGAACCCCCCAGAAACUGUGGCCGAAGACCAAAAGGGAAAGGUUGCGUACUCCGACCAGGACCGAAAGAUCCUGCAACUGUGCGGUGAGCUGUACGACCUGGAUGCCUCUUCCCUGCAGCUCAAAGUCCUCCAAUAUCUGCAGCAAGAGACUCGGGCAUCCUGCUGCUGCCUCUUGCUAGUGUCCGAGGACAAUCUCCAGCUUUCCUGCAAGGUCAUCGGAGAUAAAGUGCUGGGGGAAGAGAUCAGCUUUCCGUUGACGGGACGCCUGGGCCAGGUGGUGGAAGACAAGAAAUCCAUCCAGCUGAAGGACCUCACCUCUGAGGAUGUGCAACAGUUGCAAAGCAUGCUGGGCUGUGAGCUGCAGGCCAUGCUCUGUGUCCCUGUCAUCAGCCGGGCCACUGACCAGGUGGUGGCCUUGGCCUGCACCUUCAAUAAACUUGGAGGAGAAUUGUUUACAGAGCAGGAUGAGCAUGUGAUCCAGCACUGCUUUCACUACACAAGCACAGUGCUCACCAGCACUCUGGCCUUUCAGAAGGAGCAGAAGCUCAAGUGUGAGUGCCAAGCUCUUCUGCAAGUGGCAAAGAACCUCUUCACUCACCUUGAUGAUGUCUCUGUCCUGCUCCAGGAGAUUAUCACAGAAGCCAGAAACCUCAGCAAUGCAGAGAUUUGCUCCGUGUUCCUGCUGGAUCAGAACGAACUGGUGGCCAAGGUGUUCGACGGGGGCGUGGUGGACGAUGAGAGCUAUGAGAUCCGCAUACCGGCCGACCAGGGCAUCGCAGGCCACGUGGCGACCACCGGCCAGAUCCUGAACAUCCCAGACGCAUAUGCCCAUCCGCUUUUCUACCGCGGUGUGGACGACAGCACCGGCUUCCGCACGCGCAACAUUCUCUGCUUCCCCAUCAAGAACGAGAACCAGGAGGUAAUUGGUGUGGCCGAGCUGGUGAACAAGAUCAAUGGACCGUGGUUCAGCAAGUUCGAUGAGGACCUGGCCACCGCCUUCUCUAUCUACUGCGGCAUCAGCAUUGCCCAUUCUCUCUUGUACAAAAAAGUGAAUGAAGCCCAGUAUCGCAGUCAUCUGGCCAAUGAGAUGAUGAUGUACCACAUGAAGGUCUCUGAUGAUGAAUAUACUAAACUUCUCCAUGACGGGAUCCAGCCAGUAGCUGCCAUUGACUCCAACUUUGCCAAUUUCACCUAUACCCCUCGCUCUCUGCCUGAGGAUGACACAUCCAUGGCCAUCCUGAGUAUGCUGCAGGACAUGAAUUUCAUCAAUAACUACAAAAUUGACUGUCCAACACUGGCCCGGUUCUGUUUGAUGGUAAAGAAGGGCUACCGGGACCCCCCGUACCACAACUGGAUGCACGCCUUUUCUGUCUCCCACUUCUGCUACCUGCUCUACAAGAACCUGGAACUCACCAACUACCUCGAGGACAUCGAGAUCUUUGCCUUGUUUAUUUCUUGUAUGUGUCACGACUUGGACCACAGAGGCACAAACAACUCCUUCCAGGUGGCCUCGAAAUCUGUGCUGGCUGCACUCUACAGCUCCGAGGGCUCUGUCAUGGAGAGGCAUCACUUUGCUCAGGCCAUCGCCAUCCUCAACACCCACGGUUGCAACAUCUUCGACCACUUCUCCAGGAAGGACUAUCAGCGUAUGCUGGACCUGAUGCGGGACAUCAUUUUGGCCACGGACCUGGCCCACCACCUCCGUAUCUUCAAGGACCUCCAGAAGAUGGCUGAAGGGGGCUAUGACCGAACCAACAAGCAGCACCACAGACUCCUUCUCUGCCUCCUGAUGACGUCCUGUGACCUCUCCGACCAGACCAAGGGCUGGAAGACCACAAGGAAGAUCGCAGAGCUGAUCUACAAAGAAUUCUUCUCUCAGGGGGAUUUGGAGAAGGCCAUGGGCAACAGGCCAAUGGAGAUGAUGGACCGUGAGAAGGCCUACAUCCCCGAGCUGCAGAUCAGCUUCAUGGAGCACAUCGCAAUGCCCAUCUAUAAGCUGUUGCAGGACCUGUUCCCCAAAGCGGCAGAGCUGUAUGAGCGUGUGGCCUCUAACCGUGAGCACUGGACCAAAGUGUCCCACAAGUUCACCAUCCGUGGCCUCCCAAGCAACAACUCGCUGGACUUCCUGGAUGAGGAGUAUGAGGUGCCUGAUUUGGACGGCACUCGGGCCCCCAUCAAUGGCUGCUGCAGUCUGGAUGCUGAGUGAUCCCCUCCCAGGACCCUUCCCUGCCCAGGCCUCCUCCCACUGCCCUCCACUGGUCUGGCCAGACCCACUGGGAACCAGAGUCACUGGACUCUAGACCAGGACUUCCCAUGUGAUGCUGGGCAAGUGCUGACCUUCCUGGCCCUCAGCUUUCUUGUCUGUAUAACGGAAGCAAGACUUCCAGCCUCACUGAGACUUUGUGAUUUGUCCUUUGAGAGUACGGGGUGACCAAAUGAGCAGUGGGCCCCGCUCUCUGCCUCUGAUCGCACCUCCCAAGCCAUUCUUUCUCUGAGCAGCUUGAUGGUUUCUCCUGUGCUUCAUUCUGCCACACCAGGUCUGUGCCCUUUUCCGCUGGAGGACCUCCACCCCUUGGGGUCUCUAGGAUCCUCAUGGGAGGGGAAGGUGGGACACCUGAGUGAACAGAGGGUGAGGCCUUGUAAACAUCCUUACAAACAGUUUUGCUGGAGGACUAGAAAUAGCCAAGCAGCACAGGUGCCCCCGAGGACCACCACUAUACUGAUGGUGGGGUGGGACCUGGGGGUUAUGCGAACCCCAGGAGGAAGCUGCCAGAGAGGCAGCUCAGCACUCUGGGGAGAGGGAGCUCAGGAAGAAAGCAGGAUGACAGUGAUGGGCAAGAAGGGUCCCUGCACUAGGAGACAGGCCCAGGCAUGCGUCAGCCAUGCCUCUCCCUGCCUGUGUGAUCCUGGGCAAGUCCCUCCCUCUGUCUUGGAAAAACAUGAGGGUAAGACAAUCCAUUUUCUAAGAUCCAUUGUAGAUCAGUAUCUAAAAUGGCUUCAUAGUUCUGUGGAGUCCCACAGAGGCUUUGGAAUGUCUCUGUCACCCUAAGGCACAGACAGCCCAACCCUGAGUCCCUCAGUGGCCCCCUGAGUGUAUCCCCUCAGCCCAAGCUACUCUCUCUUCCUGCAGCCAGAGAGAGACCUGGCCUUAGCCCUGGCAGGGCUUUCUCCUCUUCAAGGCCAUAUCCACCUGUGCCCCGGGGCUUGGCCUCUUGGGUCAGCCCAGCCGCUGGCUUCUCUCUUCUCUGUUUUGUUCUGUAUGUGUUGUGGGGUGGGGGGAGGGGGGCCACCUGCCUUACCUAUUCUGAGUUGCCUUUAGAGAGAUACGUUUUUCUAGGACUCUGUGCAACUGUUGUAUAUGGUCCCGUGGGCUGACUGCUUUGUACAUGAGAAUAAAUCUAUUUCUUUCUACCAA
This is a messenger RNA of Nycticebus coucang (slow loris), 4270 nucleotides long. RefSeq names its product phosphodiesterase 2A (gene PDE2A). The transcript has 31 exons. The record is from RefSeq and is a predicted model, not a curated record. Gene Ontology annotation, biological process: negative regulation of receptor guanylyl cyclase signaling pathway; positive regulation of gene expression; cGMP catabolic process. The coding region runs from base 239 to 3061 and encodes 940 amino acids. Gene Ontology annotation, molecular function: 3',5'-cGMP-stimulated cyclic-nucleotide phosphodiesterase activity; 3',5'-cyclic-AMP phosphodiesterase activity; protein homodimerization activity. Lineage: Eukaryota; Metazoa; Chordata; Mammalia; Primates; Lorisidae. Gene Ontology annotation, cellular component: perinuclear region of cytoplasm; mitochondrial outer membrane; cytosol.